This is a messenger RNA of Hyaloscypha bicolor E, 1060 nucleotides long. RefSeq lists its product as uncharacterized. The transcript has 2 exons. Bases 47 to 901 code for a protein of 284 amino acids. NCBI's taxonomy places the organism in Eukaryota, Fungi, Ascomycota, Leotiomycetes, Helotiales, Hyaloscyphaceae. Gene Ontology annotation, molecular function: DNA-binding transcription factor activity, RNA polymerase II-specific; RNA polymerase II cis-regulatory region sequence-specific DNA binding. Gene Ontology annotation, biological process: cell differentiation; anatomical structure morphogenesis; negative regulation of transcription by RNA polymerase II. The record is from RefSeq and is a predicted model, not a curated record.
CCCCAUUAUGAAUUGAUCUAUCUCGAGCUGACAUAUAUCUUCCAGGAUGGCCACCGGCGGCACUGUCCCAACGUUUAUUCGAGAUGGCAGCGCUCCGCGUGUGUUCCUCGGUCCCCUCCCUCUAUUCCAACAACAACAAGGCUUUCAGCUUCCCGCGAUUGGCCAAUUUGCGCAAGCUGUCGCUCCUCAACUCCAAGGUCAAGCCGGCGCUCCUCAAUUGCAAGGUCAACCCGUCGCACUUCCUGCUCAAGCUCAUGCCUCUGCUGCCGGUGCCGGUGUCGCAACUGGUCCAGCCCGCGCUGCCCGCCGACAGGCCGAUAAGAUUCCGCGCCCACCCAACGCCUGGAUCCUGUUUCGCAAGCACUUCCAUCCUUCCAUCGUUGAGGCCCAUCCUGAGUUUAGCAACAACGAAAUCUCGACCUACCUUGCUGCCGCCUGGAAGGCUGAACCACAAGCCGUUAUCGACUACUGGCACGCAAAGGCUGCUGAGGCAAAGGCCGAGCACAUGCGCAAGUACCCCGACUACCAAUACAAGCCCCGAAAGUCCUCCGACAAGAAGCGCCGUAUGUCGAAGAAGAAGGAAGCUGCUCUUACCGCAACCCCCAAAGUCGCCCUGACCGCCGAAGCCGCUCCGACCACCCCAAUCACCCAAGGUGCCACCGUCAUCACCGUCGAGCCCACGUACACCAUCACUCCUAUGGACAACGUUGAUAUCAUUGCAGAGGCCAAGGCAUUCGGUCAAGCCAUGUUCAACGCCGGUUAUGACAUGACCCAUGGUGCUGGUGGCUUCGACGGUCAAUCCCUCUUCACCGAGGAUGGUGCCGCCGCCGAGGAUGAGGGUGCCGUUGCGGAGUAUGAUGAUGAACACAGCAAUGAGUUCUUGGACUGGAUCUUCUCUUAAGAGACACCAUCAAUCAUUCGACUCGUCCUUCUCUUGGCAAACACAUCGUUACUUCGUUGUUACAACACCUUCCAUCAAUUCUCCGGAUACCCUUUUGCGGUUGCGACCUCUUUUCUUAUCUGUUCUACUCUUUGCUUUUUCUGAAAAUACCAAAACCAC